AUCGAUAUCGCUAGCGCGCUAGCGUAGCGUAUUUAUUAGCUAGCGCAGCAUGCACGGGAUAUGCAGGUACGACCUACGGUAUCGAAGACGCAAGACAUAAUACCUCCGACUGUGGGUGGCUGGCUGAUGACAUGACAGAUGACCUCAUCAAUAAUUUCCUUCUAGUCUUCAUGACUGAUGUAAUUAAUAGGCAUGAAUGGCGAGGUUUUGAGACAAGCGGUGUGCGUCCUGAAGACAUCAGUGUUGGCUCAAAGGCUGUGCAUUGACCUGGGAAAAAUGGCAACUCAGCUGAGAAUUACAGUCUCAUUGCAUCUUCAUCAGAGUUAGACCAUCUAUUCCAAACCAUCAAUAUCUGAACUUCAGUGUGACUUGCCGAAAAAAACCAAAUGAACACUGUCCUGGCUUCCACAGCAAGGAAGACUUGCCCUUGGGACAAUGAGAGCCCGCCUUCGGCCCACAGUCUUUGCGGCUGCCCUACUUCUCUUCCUCUCCGUCUACCUCUUCCUUAGCGAGGGCGGGGUCAGCCGCACUCGGGGUAGGGAGGGUCGAGUGCCCGGCUUCUUCUCCCUGACGUCCAUCCGGCACCUCUUUGAGACGGAGCUCACUGUCCCGGAAAAGGUGCACCUCCAAGGCAUGUUGAACAUGACAGAUGGCUGCCGACGACUCUGGCUGAAGGGAGAAUCACUGUGGUUUGAUUUAAAGUUCAACGCUAGCCUCAGUCCACUGUGGACACAGCAUAACAAGAAAUUACCUACGGAGGUCACACUUUGGUGGAAAACAUUGCAGAACAGCAAGAUUGACAACAUCUCCGAGGUGAUCAGCGCAGCACUGCAGGUCAUCCCUGGGGACGAUCCGUAUCACAUGCGGGACGUCUCGCGGUGUCUGCGCUGCGCCGUGGUCGGCAACUCGGGAAACCUCCGUAACAGCAACUAUGGCAAGCUGAUCGACGCCCACGACUUUGUCUUCAGAAUUAACAAGGCACCGAUGGCAGGCUUUUCCAGUGAUGUGGGCAGUAAAGAGACCCAUCGCUUCAUGUAUCCAGAGAGUUUCCUCAAUCCACGCCCCAAUGUGAACUUUGUACUGAUGGACUUCAAGCUGUUGGACGUUGCCUGGCUGACCAGCGCUCUGACCAAUGGCACCAUCACAAGAACAUACACGACGGUCAAGAAAAGCAUCAGUGUCAGUAGAGACAAGGUUAUGAUUUACAACCCAGCCCUUAUGCACCAUGUUCACACUGAAUGGACACAGAAACACGGCCGGUACCCAUCAACUGGUCACUUAGCGCUAUUCUUCGCCUUGCAGAUAUGCGACGAGGUGGACCUUUUUGGCUAUGGGGCUAACAAGCUGGGCAACUGGGACCACUACUGGAAGAAAGACGACGGCACUCACAACUCAUUCUUCAAGAAGACUGGCGUCCACGACAGCAACUUUGAGCAGUCCAUCAUGGAGAAUCUCCGCAAGGCUGACAAAAUCAAGAUUUACCCCGGGGUCAGAUGAUCAGAAGAAAAAAGCUAAACAAGAUGGCAGUGACAGAUGUGUUCCACAGGCUUGCAGCCAGGAAAGUUUAAUUGGGUUCCUGUGAAACCAUUUGUUGGUCGAAAAUAGGGAGGAGAUAGGGCUCCAGACAGCAAAUGUUGUCAUGUAAGUCGUUGAUCAAAGCUUGUCCUUUUUCACACUCGAAAGUUUGGAAAUAUCUGGCUGCGAUGUCAAUGUUGCAUCUGCUCUCUAUGAAAAUGACAGUUUGUCCUUGUGUUUUCUCUGGAUUAUUUUGAAAAAUACAUGAUUUGUUACUUCUCCUAACAUAAUAGGAAUCCUGGCAGCAAGCUUAAUUGUGCCUUGGCCACCUUGCCAACUGGGUCAUGUCGAUCAGAAAGGAAAGAAGUACCAAAGUGAUUCCUCCUUUGAUGAACACCCUUGUACCUUAUGUGGGUGAUGUUACAUUCUCUUGUACACAGUUUUGGGGGAGGAUUGCUCUUCAGAAGUUGGAAGCUUUCCAAAAAAUCAAUUGCUGUCAGUCCAAAAAUAAAAAGACAAUCGUGGAGAACCUGGAAUCUGGAGCAGCACCUGGUUGGGUAGUUUUGAUGGUCUCAGCAUGAUUUCUAAGGUACAUGUGUAGAGCCAGUGAUUUUUCGUUAUCGCGGAAAACGGAUGGAAUCAACACUUUGAAACGAAAUCCACUGCUUGAAAUGGAACUUGCAAACUUUCCCACUAAGAAUGGCUUAAAA
Molecule: messenger RNA, 2225 nt
Organism: Acanthaster planci (crown-of-thorns starfish)
Lineage: Eukaryota; Metazoa; Echinodermata; Asteroidea; Valvatida; Acanthasteridae
Product: CMP-N-acetylneuraminate-beta-galactosamide-alpha-2,3-sialyltransferase 2-like
Biological process (GO): sialylation
Cellular component (GO): membrane
Molecular function (GO): beta-galactoside (CMP) alpha-2,3-sialyltransferase activity
Source: RefSeq, a predicted model, not a curated record